AUGACCGUCAUCGCCGCAGGCGUCGAAGCGGCGAUCUCCGUGGCGGUGACCCCGCUGGUGGAGGUGGAGCUGGGAAGCCCGCUGGUGAUCCCCUGCACGGUCACCAGCUCCGUGGGCGAUGAGGUGGUCACCCAGUGGUUCAUCAUUUCACGAUCUUCGCGAACGAGGAUCUCGUACCGCGACGCGCGACUCUUCGUGGCGGACGUGGGCACCGGCUACGAGAGCCGCAUCGACGCUCGGCGCAGCGACUCCGCGCUGGCGCUGAGCGCGACGGAGACCGCUGACGAGCGCCACUUCGUCUGCCAGGCGCUGGCGGGGCGCGCCGGCGUGGCCGAAGCCACCGCAAGCGUGCGGGUCUUUUCGGCCCCCACGGUGGCCGUGGCUGCGAGCCAGUGGCCCAAGCUGCUCAACCAGCAGCAGCACAAGAUCGGUGAAUGUUUUGUGCGCAACGCUUACCCAGAGCCCCUCAUCACCUGGUACAAGGAUUCCCUGCCCCUGCGGCCAUCACCUGACGUGAAAGUGACGAGGAAGGUGGCGACGGAGUCCGAUGGCACCUUCGCCGUGACGUCCGUCCUGCACUACCAACUGCAGAGGCGGGACGUGGGAGCCGGGUAUCGCUGCGUGGUCAACUACACCAUGCCGGGCGGCCGGAGCGAGACCGUUGCCUCGGAGACGAUUCACGUCCACUUCUACCGGAGCUCCCCGACGUGGGUGGACUACGGCCACGCGGCCACAGCGGGGGGGGACACGCUCACCCUGCCCGCCGUCACCCGCGGCGGCCACAGCGGCACCUACGGCUGCCGCGUCCGCGGCGUCCGGGGACCUCUCAGCGCCAGCGUGGAGCUGCUGGUGAACU
Molecule: messenger RNA, 856 nt
Organism: Lethenteron reissneri (Far Eastern brook lamprey)
Lineage: Eukaryota; Metazoa; Chordata; Hyperoartia; Petromyzontiformes; Petromyzontidae
Product: basal cell adhesion molecule-like
Biological process (GO): regulation of Rac protein signal transduction; negative regulation of peptidyl-tyrosine phosphorylation; homophilic cell-cell adhesion
Cellular component (GO): cell-cell contact zone
Molecular function (GO): vascular endothelial growth factor receptor 2 binding
Source: RefSeq, a predicted model, not a curated record